UUGACGCGUGCGGGCGCGUGGUGACUCCGUACGUUAACCUUUCCUGUUUAUAUGUGGAAUUGUGAAUUAACAAGAUGUUGAAUAUCUGGAAGGUUUUAAUACUGUUGGCUUUACUAGGCCUCUUGCAAAACUUUCAUGUAGCAGCGUAUAAUAUUCUUGCAAUAGUAACUCUGCCGCUCAAAAGUCAUUAUAUGGCUUUCGAUAGAUUUUUUAGAGAGUUAGCCAAGAAAGGGCAUCAUGUUACGGUAAUCAAUAAUUACAUUGAGGAACCUCCACCGGAAAACAUGACUUAUAUUGACCUAUCAUACAAGCGAGAACGAAAAAUUGUCAUGCCGCUUGUAUCGGACUUUGAUUCAUUGGGGCCACACUACGCCAGAUGGAUUAAUUUUCAUCGUCACUAUGAAUCCAGUCCUGCAAGUACUAUAGAAGACUGUGAGAAUCUACUUCAAAAUGAAUUCGUAAAAGAGUUUUUAACUAAAAAGUAUCAAUACGAUGUGAUAUUUGUUGAACAGUUCAUGUGUGACUGCGGACUUGCAUUUGCCGCUGCGUACUUUAAUGCGCCCAUAAUUGGUUUUACGUCUCACACUCUACUACCCUGGUCUUACUCUAGACUGGGUUUACCUUUUGAUUUUUCAUCCGAAGCUUUUUAUUUCUCCAACGCCGGUGUACAUCCAAACCUGUUUUAUAAAAUUGAAUCUUUUCUGGCUUAUUUAUUAAUGAAAUCAGUGGAAAAGUCAACGUUAAGAAUUAUAGAAAAUGUAUUUAAGAAACAUGCACCAGAAGUUAAUUUACAUAUGGAGGAUGUUACAAAGAACAUGAAAAUGAUGUUUGUGUAUCAACAUUACUCUGUGACAGGCGCUAGGAUUAUGUCACCGCAGAUUCUGGAAGUUGGCGGCCUACAUAUUGAUAAACAGAAGCCAAUACCAAAGAACAUAGAAGACUUUUUGUCAUCUGCGGAGCACGGGGCAAUAUUCUUUAGUUUUGGAUCAAACUUGAAUGCAGAUACAAUGAGCCCAUACAAAAAACAACAGUUUUUGGAUGCUUUUAAUAAACUACCAUAUAAGAUUAUCUGGAAGAUAGAAAAUAUAACUCUACCUGCAGGAAAUAAUAAUAAAAUUUUGACAAGUCCAUGGUUACCGCAACGAGAUAUACUAUGCCACCCUAAGGUGAUUGGCUUUAUAUCACACGGAGGAAUGCUGAGUUUGUCAGAGGCAGCUCAUUGUGCGACUCCCCUUAUAACGAUGCCGUUCUUCGGAGAUCAGUACUCAAAUGUAGCCGCCAUUGAAGACGCUGGUCUUGGUGUGACUCUAAGCUUUGAUCAAGUCACUUCUGAUUUGUUGGUGGAUGCCAUUCAAAGGAUAACUUCACCAAAAAUGCAGAAGAUGGUUAAAAAGAUCCAUGACCUUUGGCAUGACAGGCCGAUGAAUGUGCUGGACAGCGCCAUCUAUUGGACUGAGUAUGUAGCUCGUCACCGAGAUGCUCCGCCGUCGCCUCCAACAAAACAGCCAACAUGGUUUCAGAAGUCGUUAAUAGAUGUCUAUAGUGUACUCUUGGUAAUGUUUUUACUAAUAAUAGCAAUAAUGUAUCUUAUUCUUAGAACAUUUAUUGCAUUGUUGCAAAAGUGUUUUUCGAUAGUAAAAGUUUUUUUUAUGAAAAAACUAAAAUAUGAAUAGAGCAUAAAUUAUGACGAAUUUAAUUUACUUAAGUUUAGUUGAGGUACCUACCUAAGUAUUAAAAUUAUUGUACCUACCUACCACGGCUCACGAUUCGCACUGGCACCAAGUAACUAGGUAAUAAACGAAUAAUUCAUUGUUUUGGGAAAAAUAAAUUCAUACGUUUCCAUGACACUGAAGAGAAGUGAAAAUAAAUAAAUGAUUACAUCCUAAUAAUAAUAAAUAAUAUGUCUUACAUUAAAUUUAAAUAAAAACGUUAAAUAGUAGUAAAUCACCUAAAUAUUAUUUAUUUAAAGGUGUAAUUGAUAGCUAUAUGGUGGAAAGUCGAAAUAUGGGCCGGAUAGUUAUAUUGUCUCGCUCUAUUUAUCAACCCCAAUAUAUUUCUAUUUCUUUUACAAAAGUAAAGCUUAAUAGUUUGCCUACGUGAUGUUAAACCACAAUAUUAUUAUGUAUACACUGAGUUGGAAUUAUAAAAUUUUAUAUCAAACUUCCACCUGAUUUUCGCAGGUCUGUCCUAAUAUUCUAUUCAGAAUUUUAGAAUAGAUAUUGCUUUCGCCUCAAGGUUUCUUACGAAUGUGGUUGUUCUGACGUAAAUAUAUUUUAGUUUCCCUUACAAUGUUAAUGGUAGGUAUUUAUAGUUGUGGUAACCAUAACCGUGUAUUAUUUAUACACGUACAAACAUAACAUUUUCAAAAAUUGAGCGGACAAAUGUUUUUAGGUCAUUGAAUUAUAAUUAAUAUACCUAUGUAAGUAUGUAAAGGUUAGUCGAACAUUUCCCAGCUCAGAGUUGUAGCGGUCCAAAAUCUGUAUAGAUCUUGCAACUGUAUGUUGUAAGAUGUCAAGUAGGUACCUACCUACUUAGUUGAAGUUGCGUCAGAGAGCGUAAUGUAGGAUAUAUCAUGUGGACCUUAUAGAUACUAUGUAUGUAUACCUACUUAGAGAACGAGUCCUUGAGAUCGUGUCGGUCUAUUGAUGAUUCCGAUUUUUGAAUUUGUUUAGAAAUUUGCGGAAACACAAUUUUUUUUGUUUCCCAUUCUGCUCUUCUUUCUCUAGAGAGACUUAUUAUACAAAAUCAACUUUCUUUUGACUUUUGUCGAUUUUGUUGUUGUAGGCUACGGCAACGGCUUAAACACUGGGAUCAUCGUAAGGAAAACAAACACUUAAGAAUUUAAAUUGGAAUGGAUUCCCCUAAUGUUGCAACAGUCCACGUUUAGCGCAGAGCACGGUACCAUGGUGUUGUUGUCUCAUUUGUUCUCAGCAAUAAACGCUACCGUGCCCUCCAUCGAUCAUAAUGGGCGGCUUGAGCAAGAAUGCUCGGGAGGGACACUCUGACUCUUAAAAGGGCCGGUACCCUCUUGGGGUAAAAUAAGGGUUGAGGGGAUGGGCGCCGUCGCAACACUUACCUAUACAAAAUAUCAGGCCCGCUACUUCAUACCGGUAUUGUACUGUGUCGGUCGAGUCAAGCCCAUUUGUUGUACCAUCGUAGGACGGCAGACGACAUUCUCCCACAUGCCCUUAGUCGCCCCUUUUUUACUUCCCUAUUUUACUUACGCCCCGGGGAAGUACAUAUCAAUAGGUAGUCUUCACCUGUAGCUCAAUAAUGGUGAGUCAGAGUAUUGAUGAACAGCUAGCACACCACAAACAUUGAAUAAGUUAUCAUGAAAUAAUAAAAAUCCAUGAAUAACCAUCCAGGGUACUCCCCCAGACAAUACUUUAUGUACAUUGUUAUACGUUGUAGUAAUUCCGCUUAAAGCUUCACAGAACUGACUUGAAUAUUAAUUAAUUAAAAAAUUAUGUUUCACAUUGCACGUGAGUCAAUAUAAAAAUGUUAUUAUACUAAUAUGUAAUAUAAGUUUCUAGCUUAUUUACACACUCUUGUAUUCUUUAGAUCACUUGGGAAUAAAGUUUUUUUUUAUUCGAGAGCAGUAAAAUACAUUUACGUACUUAGAACCCGAUAGGCUCGGUUGUAAACGUCCUACUGAUUUAAAACCUCCUCUGUGCUGAUAUCCCUAAAAGCAUUUUCAGCGCAGCCGGAGAUCUUGGAGGGCGAAUAUGUACCUCAUAGGCGCGGGGUAUCUUGGAAGGAAAAACUCGAAAUUCAGACCGACUGCUCGAUAAGCUGGGCGGAAUAAAGUAGUUUUUCCAGCUUUUCUAAGGUACAUGUUAAAUGGCCUUUUAUAACGCAUCCACCACCUUAUCACGUCUUGUAUGUCUUGUCAAUGGACCUAAAAGUAUGAGUGAUAGUUCAUUCGAUUGGUCUAGUCUUACCUUACCAUAAUAAACAAACCUAACUAAUGUAUCUUGGGAAAGAAGGUGUACCGCGCAAGGAAGAUCAUUCCACGGUUUGGUUGUACGAGGAAGUUACAAAUACAGAUUGUGAGGUUGAUGUCUGAGUUUGUGGAAUAUAUUGCACUGUAAAUUAAGUACCCUGCGCCCUCUUAUUGUAUGAAUUGCUAUGUCUAAUAAAAUGUCUUUGACUGAAUUAUUUAUAUUGCGAAUAUUAUAGGUAAUUUCUAAGUCAAAAUAAUAUAGGUUCCAGAUAAGUAAUCACCAACAGAUGAAAGCUCUGUUCAAACUGAGGCGAACAGCGCGCGGGACGCGUUUUAGAGCAAUUCGCUCGUUCGCGGGCGAUUCAACGCGAACGCGAUUGCGAAACGAUCCGAUGCGAAUUUAAUGCGGUGCGGAGCGAUGCGGCUACUCUGUCCUACGUGCGCGCGAACCGUCCCCUCCGCGCCCUCCGCCGCCGUUCAGUUCAGUUAGCAUUAAUCAUUUGCCAUGGACGGACGGAAGCUAAUGUUGUUGGAAAAUUCAUAUCUUAAAUAUGAGAUAUUGAAGAAGUGUAUAAAGCAGAGAAGUGGAACUAAUACUGUGUACUUAGAAAGGCAUACUCAUGGGGAAUUUCAUAAUUGGUACCAGGAUUUACGAAUGUUACAAAUGCAGUUCAUAUCGUCAAAGCCAUAUGUUUACUACACAAUAUUAUAAGGGAUCUUGAAUCAAUAAAUGAGAAUGAGUUAAUGUUUUUCCGAAAAACAUAUCAAAAUAUGUCACAAACACAAAGACAUAAUUCUCAAAGAAGAUACAAUGCUACAUCACGAGCAGCCGCACAGGCAAGAGAAAACUUUAAACUGUAUUUUGAGCAACAUCCUUUGUUAAGAAUGUAAUAAUAAUAAAGAAAUAUGUUGUACUUACUUGUAGUCCCAAUUAUUUUAGCCACAGCCUCCCAUUCGCGGUGCGAUAAUAAACGGUUGUGGUAACUUUUAUUCCUUUUGUCCCAUAAUGUAGGACGUUCUUGGAUAGCAAUAAUAAGAUGUUCUACUUCCGACAUUACUACUUAAUUUUUGCUUGAAAAAAAUAUGGCCGACGCGUCCACUUCGCGCGAAAAUAUCAAGCCAACUGAUUGCGUUCGCUUCAAUUCGCGCCGCUCCGCACCGCACCCCACGUGCGUUUGGUCACGUAGGCCACUUCAUUAGCCUCUCAAACUGACGCGACUUCCCGCGUGUCAUUUUUGGUUUUUCUGUGGAGAAACAACAUGCAUUGUGAGAAUUCGCGUCAAUUUGAACACGGCCAUACAAGUUUAUGACACAAUCGGCGCGAGCGACUUCUGUCCCGCGUCCCGCGCGAUAGUAGCCUCAGUUUGAACAGAGCUUCAAGUACCUAUACGACUUGAACCUUCUCGGAAACACGCUGCAUCUUUAAGCAUAGAAUAAUAACGCUCAGAAUGAUAGUCUCAUUCAUAGUUCGUGUCAAUUUAGAAGUAACAUUAUAAUUAAUGUGUGCGUGAGCGUCACGUACUUACAUUCGCCAAUACGCACACAGACAGCCCAAUAAUGUUGCAAGUGAAUAGACAUUUCCCUAAAUCAGUAAAUUAUAAAAAUACUAGAUUAUAUUAUGUAAUAAAGAAAGAAGAAAUAAAAUAUAAAUUAAGAAUUUAAUAAAAACAUCACGUAUUUUAUUGUUGCAACAAUUUUUAAAGUUUAAGUAAAGAAGUCUUUAGAAUCGUUGUUUUUUGAAACUCGAUGAAACGAUAUAUCUCGGAUAUAUCGUUUCAUACCAUAUUGUUGAAAUCAUAGUUUUGCACGGCGGCCAUCUUGGAUUUCAAAAAUGAUCCCAAAUUCGUUCUCAGCACCCUCGAGAACCUCAGAUACGAUAUCCAUAUUGUUGUAAUCAUAAAUUUGUGCGGCGGCCAUCUUGGAUUUAAAAAAUGAUGCCAAAUUCGUUCACUGCACCCUCGAGAACCUUGGAUUCGAUAUCAAUAUUGUCGAAAUCAUAAAUUUGCGCGGCGGCCAUCUUGGAUUUAAAAAAAAACAAAAUGGCGCGUAACCGAAAAUCGUGACGAUGUGCUAUAAAAUUUCUUUCAUACGUCGAUAAAGAAGUUUCACUUCAAAAACAUACCGACGUAUUGAGAACCUCCUCCUUUUAUGAAGUCGGUUAAAAAGAGUGGCCGUUAAUGUUCUCACCAGCUCAACUUUUUCCAAACAUAUGGUAAAUUCAGUAAUUUAAAAGAAAUAUUUAUAGUGACUAUACAAAGCGCUUAGUUUAAGGCCCUUAGGGCCUCGUCCACCAUGUCCAAGUAAAGCUGUGAUUAGUAACUUCUCAAUUAACGUUAAUUGGAAGCUACAUGUUAUGAGUAUCUUUUGCCAAUUUCACAAGCGAAAAUUAUGUUUUGAGUAACGAUUGAUUGGUUAAGUGAGUAAUGAAUCUAUCACACGUCAUAUUAAUUCAAUUUUACGUCAAAUAUCACUUGUUAAACGUCAUUGCAGAUUGUCAUUCAUGAUUUUGUUGAAUGUUGAGCGUUAAUUUCACUGUUUAGCUGCUUGUUUACUUUUGAAACUAGAAAGCAUCUGGAAAUAGUAUAAUACAGUUUUUGUUAUUUAGUGAUUGCUUGUGUGAAUAUCAUUAUUAUGUAUAAAAUUAAAUGACGACCAAUCAAAUCGGAUAAAUCCAUUAUAAAAUACAUUAUAGCCUCUUUUUUCUCUAUGUACCAAUAAACACUAAACCUAUCCCAGCGGAGGAACUCGGGCUAUAUAGUACUUUCAUAGAUGGCAACAUAUUUUUGUAAUGGCGUCUGUUUUGAUUACGAACUAUUUUGCUAUUUUGACGAACUUAUUAGCUUAAAUUAAAAGUUGUGAAAUAGUAUUUAGGUGUGAAAUGUGAUUUUCUUAUCCUAAUUUGUAUGAUAAGAUGCUUUGUACUUUGUGCUGUACAGUUAGUAAUUUUUCAAUUAAAUUUCACGCACUGAUUGUCCUGGAAGUGGACAGAAUGACACUGACGCGGUGGGAAACGUAUGUGGUCAUUAACGACCACAUUGAAACUGCCUCAUUUAGCUUGGGCCUACUCACGUUCUAAGCGUUAUUAUUCUAAGGGUUUAAGUAUUUUUUCGAUCGGUUCAGUUUUUUUCGCAGUACUUAUAACCGAAAGAAAAAACCGACUCUCCACUUAUUAAUAUAAUAAAUAUGUGAUAAAAUAAGAUGUCAAUAUUUCUAUAGCACGUGGAUGCUUUGAUCAUUGUGAUGUAAUAUUAUGGUAUUCUCUGCACUGCAGUCACCAGCCCGACAUUGACUUGAAUUAACAAUAACAAUAUUUGUUUGAGGUCAAAUAAUUAGAUUAAGGCCAUAAAACUGGCGUGAAGUGGAGUGCUAUGAUAAUAACGUUCCAACUCAAACAUCAAUUUGUAUUCAACUGGAGGUCACCCAUAUCUCGUAGUUUAACUACUUAUAAGUUAUUCAUAAAAAAAUAUGAUCAUUCAUCACAUCAUUCGGUUCUUAGCUAGAAGGAAUCAAGGGAGGUAAUACCCUGCUUCCUUUGUCCCUGCUAGAAACGAAUAGAACGAUAUUUUUUUAAAUAAAAUUUAUUUAAUGUUGAUUUAAAUUGAUACUGUUUAAUUAUUUAUUUCUUAACUUUAUUAUGACCAACAAACAGUCACACAAUCACUAUUUACUUUAACUAAUAUAUAAAUAUAAACCUUAAUUAAUCGUGAAGCCACAUUAGCCACAGAUGAAAUAUACAGGAGAGAUAAACAUAAAACACGUAAGUAUAUCUACUUAUAUAAAACUAUCAAAUGUUUGUGUUUUGUAAUUAUCAAGUAAGAAAUCAUCGUAGCUUAUGGUUGCUGUGUUACAAUUACUAAAUGUUUAUUAAAUUAUGUUAAAUUAUGUACACCACUUAUUCGCUAUAUUAUUUUUUAAUUAUUAUCUAUACCUACCAAAGUUAUGUAUUUUAUAUGGCUUAUUUUUUAAUUAAAAUUUUAAUCAUG
Molecule: messenger RNA, 7926 nt
Organism: Leptidea sinapis
Lineage: Eukaryota; Metazoa; Arthropoda; Insecta; Lepidoptera; Pieridae
Product: UDP-glycosyltransferase UGT5-like
Exons: 4
Coding region: 75-1673 (532 amino acids)
Molecular function (GO): UDP-glycosyltransferase activity
Source: RefSeq, a predicted model, not a curated record